AUGCAAAGGCGAUUCGUGACUACGGUGGCGAAAAAUCUGCAUGUCACUUUCGGUAGCUCAAAGCGCAUUGUGCAGUUCCAGGAUGGCGAGGAAGUAAAACACUUGCGUCAUCAUUUUCUACGUGUGUUCUCUGACGUCCUGUCUGAUGAAGUUGCACCAACAAAUGUGACGUUCCAAAGUUAUGACAAAAGGUUUGAUGAUUAUCUAGACCUUGCGAAUAACACAGAACUGUAAGAGAAUUCUCGAAUAAAGGCUUUGAUUGUCUCUAAGCAAGAAGAUACUAAGGUACUGUGAAAUAAACCAUAUUAAUUUAGCCUCAUACCCCAGCUUAUCAAAGCCUCCCAAUUAAAACCUAAUAAGCAAAUUUAAGGUAUCUGAGCACAUGGUACAGCUUUUCAACAACAACCACAGCAACAACAACAGCUUUAUUUAUUUCAAAAUCUUGGUUACAAAAAAUAAUAAUGAUAAUAACGAAAAUACAACCCGCAAGCAGCAACCCCUAUUCGGGGCGGGAUGUGUAAAAAAUAAUAAUAAAAAAAAAACUGAAAUAAGUAUACUAAUUGAAUAAAUGAAAUAGUUCAGUAGAUUCGUAAAGUUAAAUGUAAACAAAAAAAAGUGUUACAAGAGAAAGGAAGAUUAAUUAGCUAAGACAAUAGAGCACAAUUAAUUACGAAAAAGGGUAAAAUAAGGUACAAAUGCUUUACAAGCAAAAUAAAAUACUUAAAGAAAUUCAGCUGUUGUAAUGUUUCAAAUGAUCUAACCAAAGCCAGCUACAAAAGAUUAGUACUUUCUAAAAAAGUUGAUGUUAUGUUGUUUUUUUUCCGCCGUCCACAUAGCCAUCCAGUUUUUGUAAAGAUCACCUUAAAGAGAACUGGUUUCCCUCUUUCUGGCAUCAUUAUACCAUUCCUUGGUACUUCAUACAAACUUCACAGCCUUCAGACUUCUGAAAACAGCCCAUACCGCCUGUGGAAUAUCGUAAGCAACGGCUUGAUUCAGAGGUCUCCCGCUGACCCAGCAGUUGUAACUUGCAUGGGUGGUUUCAACAGUGAUAACAGUAAGUUUGAUUUGCAUUUCAAAUGAGCAUACAACUUGAAGGGAGUGACUGUGGCGGAGAAGACAGUCUGAUUAUAUAAAAGCCUCCUCGGGUUACUCCCUUAUAUAGGCUUUUCAGGUAUGUGCGUUACCAAAGGGUAUCAAUGGUUUUUUAGACGUUAUGGUCNAGACGAGUGGUUGUGGUUCGGUGCCUGUCAAGAUGUGUUUGCACGUUAUAGUAUAGAAUUACAGGAGAUUACAUAAUACUUAAUAUAUUAUAAAAAAAAAAAUAUGAAGUGAUAUGUGUUAUGGAAGGGUUGUGAAAUGCCAAUUUGAGGGGUGGGGGGGGGGGGGGGGGGGGGGGGGGGGGGGAGGGUCGAGGGCGGUGAUUAUAAUUUUUAAAACUGAACUGGAAAAUAUUGGAUUUAGGGGCUGUUAAAAAUUGAUAUUAUAUCAAGCGAAUAAUAAGUAGACAAAUACAUGCCAGAUAGUCCACUACCAGAACAAGGUGUCUCUGAGUUCAUUAGCAGACUACCUGGUUCGUGUGUAUUCCUUUUCCCUCUACCCUAAUGUAUUAUAUUUCUUCAAAUAGAAUCAACAUAAAGAAGCAACAAACAUGCCCCUUUAAAAUGGCGUACAUUUUUUUUUUCUUUUCAGCUGUGAUAAAGGCAAAACACAUAGCGAUGAAUUAUUGGUAUUUGGUUUUUGAGGAACCUGGCGGUACAUUGUUAUAUAUUACCGCUGCUGGAGGCGGUCAGCAAGUCACUGUCCAGGUGAGUCAUUCCUGAACGAAACCUUUUCCCUGGUAGUAUUAGAACAGUGCCCUGGCCUAUUAUUAGAAGCGAUGAGGACGACUAGAAGGAUGAGAUUUCCUCAACAGUAUAAGGUAGUGCGCCCGUGAUCCAGCGGUAGUUUAGGAGGGAAAAAACGUCAAAUAGCGGCCAUUCUAGUUACGGCUUUUUCCGAGAGCAUUGUUGUGGCAAAAACAAGUUAUUUUUAUAGGGCGUAACCUCUAUUAAUAGAAAUAACCGCGCUAGCUUUUCUGAAGACGAAGAAGAAGAACAACAACAACAACAACAACAACAAAAAGAAGAAGAAGAAGAAGAAGAAUGAAGCUUUCAGGUGUCUCGAUUUUUUUAGAAUACUGCAAAAAAAAAUUAACUCAUAUCUCGUCUUCAUAGUCGUCCUCUUCAUACAUCAAAUCUGAAGGUUGCAAGUCUUAAUCGUUUUUCAAGAAACAUAUACACCGUAUUCACAAAUGGCGGACACGCGGGAAAAAACUGGUGCCUAGUCAUGAAAGCGAGGCGUUGGAGGAUAAACAAAAAUUGCAAAUGAAGACUUUCAGUGAACUUGCAGAGUGUUAAGCACGGAUUACACCUAAAAUAACUUUGAAUGGACGUCUUUUUAAAUACAAUUACGUGGAACAUCUUCUGCUUUUAAUGUUUAGUACUGAUUUGCUGUUUGCAAUGAAAAGGGGCGCGUAUAUCUUUCGUGAACAGGAUUAUUUUGUAGGUUUCGGAGGCCUCAGAAGCUCGACAAGUGGGCGAUGGCUGGAGAAAAGCCGCAAACAUGUUGGCCCAAACUUCACACUGAAACCGAGUACGAAAGCCAGCUCACUACAAUUCUGUAAAAUAGAAAUAAAAGCAGAUAUUGGUGGCAAGAAAAAAGAAAUAAGCGACGGAUAUAUGGCCUACCUGUCAACGGAAGAGACCUCCGCCAUUACACAAAACUGGUCAAGUCGAGAGCGGGUGAAAGAUUCAUUCACGAGGUUCAUUCAUGUCAGUGUCACUUUAUACAUAUCUAUCUAUAUAUGUAUGCCUGUAUUUACAACUUCCUUUGGAUGAUAUUAAUAUUCCGUCGCUUUGGAGUGAAUUGUUAGAGGUACGUUGACAAAGCUUAGCAAAAAUCUUUGAUUUCAAUUCUUUGUCAUUGCGAAAUAAAAUAAUUUUAUCAAAAUUAGAAGCUGUAGUGUGUGAAUCUUAUGGCUUGCUAUUUGUCUGGUCUCCUUUAGUGCAUUAUCUCGAAGAGCUCUUGGUAAAAAAGUGGUAUAAAGUUCACAUUUUACUAGGUUAAACUUUUAAGGCAAUGUUUGUGUCAGGACUGAACACCGCAAGCUUCUGUUUCGAAUUAUUAAAUUCGAGUCUGGAUCCGUCUAAGAGAACCAUCAUUUUAUUUAUUAAUGUAUUCUUCACUUUUAAAAUAUUAUGGAACAUAAAGUUAAAACUCUUAACAGCCAAAGAUAAGAAAUACGAAAAUUACUCGCUGAAAUGAUAUGUGGCCGGCUUACCGAGUCUGAAGAGUAACAAGUUGAUAUUUUGAGCGUACUGCACUCGAUCGCUCCUGCAUUUGUACUAAAAAAAUAGUUCUAACUGAUGUUGUUCAUCGAUAAGGACCAGAGAAUAAUGUCCUGGCAAACAAUAACCAAUGUGCAAACAUAACUUCAUCGAAACCUCAGUCACCGCUUCUUUCCUGUCUUCCUUUUUUCCAUCUCGACUUGAACUGUUUUGUUCAAUGGCAGACGUCUGUUGCGUUAACAAGUAGACCAUAUAUCCGUCGCUAAUUUCUUUUUUUCUUGCCACCAAGAUUUGUUUAUAUUUCUGUUUUACCGAAUUGCAGUGAGCUGGUUUUCGUACUCGGUUUCAAUGUGAAGUUUGGGUCAACAUGUUUGCAGCUUUUCUCCAGCCAUCGCCCACUUGUCGAGCUUCUGAUGCUUCGGAAACCUACAAAAUCAUCCCGUUUCCUUGAAGAUAUACGCGUCCCUUUUGAUUGCAAACAGCAAAUCAAUACUAAACAUUAAAAGCAGAAGAAAUCCCACGAAAUUGUAUUUAAAAAGAAGUCCGUACAAACGUAUUUUAGGUGGAAUCCGUGCUAAACACUCUGCAAGUUCACUGAAAGUCUUCAUUUGCAAUUUUUGUUUAUCCUCCAACGCCUCGCUUUCAUGACUAGGCACCAGUUUUUUCCCGCGUGUCCGCCAUUUGUGAAUACGGUGUAUAUACCUUCAUCGGCUUUAUAAUCACGGUUUAACCAGCUUGGACGACACGACACCAUAUGUGACUAUAAACAACUUGACAAAACCAAAAGCAGCGGUUAACUUGGUAAACCAACGUAUGUUGAUAAUUUAUUACAAUAAUUUUCUUAUGCUAAGCAACAUACUUCUCUCAAAAGGAACCAAUGCAGUGAUUGUAAACUUUUUAGUUUAAAAUAGGGGUCCGAAACGAUUAGCAAACCAUCUUACAUGUCAGCCGUCUCUUCGUCCAUCGCGCACAUUAAUUAUAGGGCAGGACUUCAACUGAUCUGAUAAAAGAUCUGCUAAUAAAGCUUUACUUCUGAAGUUAACGUUUAUUGACGACUAUAGCUUUGGAAUCAUCAGUCUCUUCCGGAUUUAGGCAAGUCUAUCCCAAAGAUCCCAAUUCAAAACUGUGGCCAGUGGGUUUGAAAUGAACAUCAAUGAAGAUGUUCAGUCUCUUUUACCGAGUGCAUAGUAAAAAUGUCUUUGUUCCUUCUGUCACUGCACGGUUAAGAUUUGAAAAUGUCUAAUUUUCCGUUUUAUGAAGGACACAAAAACAAAAUUUUUUGUCUUUUUUAGAACUUAGAUAUUGAUUCUUAGGAAUUCACCUCCAGGGAAUUCUGAUAAAUUUGACAAACUAAGUGACUUGUAAGAGAGUUGGCCUAAUCGCAAUGAAGAUUGAAAAAAUACGCGAAUUCAGAUAUUAAGCGAGUCGGACGGGAUAUACGGUAUUGAGGCUUUUCUUUUAAGCGGUAAUGUGAGGAUGAUUUUGGUAUCAUCUAGCCCUGCAGUAUGCGGUUUUUCACCCCUUUGGCUGACGGUAUAUUCAGUAAACGUAGACCCUACACGGUAUUGCAAUACCUUUCAUUUGAGCUCUCCUAAAAUACAGGUCAAUACAAUAAUACCCAACACAAAACAAAGUAAGCAAUGGCUUGUCUUCUCACGUUUUCUGGCAAUGGCUGAGGUUGAUUUCUGAUGCAAACAUGUUUGAGAUAAUCAAACACGCCUGAUGGAUGCAAUUUAAGUAUUUUAUAAAGCGUGACCGAUCAUAAAUGCGGUAUAGAUUUUUCUGUCGAUUUCGAGAUGACAUUUCGGUCAUUACCAACUUUUCUUACCGUAUUACGGUUAUAUUGAGUACGCCCAAUGUCCCUCUCAAGUCAAACUCCAUUCAUUUCACUACCCUUUCUAAAAGCCCUUUCCUAUCCUAAUGUACUUUUUUUAUUGUUUCAGACAAGUCCAUCUGAAGAGGCAAAAUUUGAGCCCGACUUUUACUGGGGUCAUACAGUUUUCAAGAGCAGUCGUUACAACACCUUGUACCUUGGAUGCGACGAGAACAAAAUGGCAACACUUGUACCCAUGAAAGAAAAGAGUUACCCAAAUCCACAAGCUAUGUUCAUUGUUAAUGAAUUUAAUGUUGUGUUGUACCCCGAUUGUAACUGA
This is a messenger RNA of Porites evermanni, 5479 nucleotides long. Lineage: Eukaryota; Metazoa; Cnidaria; Anthozoa; Scleractinia; Poritidae. The record is from the annotation of a GenBank genome assembly.